UUCCGACUCCUUACUUCUUGGGGUUGAGGGGAUCAAAGGCAGGCAGGCAGGCUGACUUCUCUCCGUCGAGGGCCUUCGUUGGCCUCCUCCUCCUCCUCUCUGUCUCGUUUCCCCUCUCGGAGUCGGCCCAGUUCUGGUCUUGAGAGCGGUGGCUUCACUUUCCAAUUCCCGAUUUUGAGACUCCGUGUGGGGCCAGAAGAGGAACUUUGAAGAUAAAAGGCCUCUUAAGGACUCUGCCCUGAGCGAACACAUACACUGUACUUGGGAGGGCGGAGUUGUUCCAGGGGUGAAGAUUUGCUGGUUCUAAAAUUUAAAACAUAAACCAUCCCUGGCAACUGCUUGACGGCUACAGAGGACGGCUGUUAGUUCUCUGGAUCUCGCUGAACAUGUACGACAAUCAGCCAGAUUCCCUGCUCAAACAGAGGAUUCAGCUCUGUCAAAUUGUAGCAAAAUUACAUUUCAAGUGGUUACAAGUAAUAGACGAAGUGGAUCUUCUCAAUAAUGGAAGAGGGCAAGAGCUCAAAAAGUGGAAAUCAUGAAUCAAGAAUAUCUGCCCACGUUCUCUGUGAAGAAAGGAAAACUGCUCGACUUGCAACCAAUCAGAAUUAUAAACAUAAAAAUGACAAAUCUAUAAAAGAAGCUGGAAAAAAUUCUUUAAGUGGAAACAGUAGCAAAAAGAAUAAGCAAAAUGAAGUUUGUACUGAAAAGUCAGGGGAAAAGAAAUCAUGUAAAUCAAAUAUUUGUAUUGCUGGAUGUAAAGACUUCGGGUUAGACAUUCAUGACCUAUGUCAUAGCAAAAGAAAGAGAUUACCAAAUUUACCAGCAGAAGACGACAACCUGAAACCUGAGUCGAGAGAUCAGCAAGUGGAUGAAAAUCCUCUGAGCUCGCAUCUUUCAGGGAGUGGUGCCAGUAUUGAAACCUCACCAAUUGCAGAAGGAGACGUUUCUGAACUGGAAAAUCCUUCAGGAGAGGGUGCAUCCCAAAUUAUUGUGAAUUGGCCUAGUGACUCAGGCAAGAGUGGUUUGGAUCAAAAACCAAUGGAGCUAAAGUCAGAAGACUCCUGUAAAAUGAAGAACACUGAUUCUGUUAAAGAAGCUAAUCUGGAGGGUGAUUAUUUAGGAAGUGUCACAGCAGUUGAUGAAUCUACACUGAUUGCUGAACAGCAGCUGGGCUUGAAACAAGCUGAAGAACGACUGGAAAGAGAUUAUAUCAUCCGCUUGGAAAAACGAUCUCCUGAGUACUCUAAUUGCCAGUACCUAUGCGAGCUCUGUGUAGUUCACAUUGAAAAUAUCCAGGGAGCUCACAAACAUAUUAAAGAAAAACGUCAUAAAAAGAAUAUCAUGGAAAAGCAAGAAGAAAAUGAACUACGUGCCCUCCCUCCCCCUUCCCCUCCACAAGUAACUGCUUUGAGUUUUACAUUGAUGGAGGCAGCAAAGGAACAAGGCAUAUCAGAUAAUGAUUUCCUAAUCCGCCAAGAAAUUGUAUGUGAGAUGGAAAAGAUAAUUCAGCAACCCUUGCCAGAGUGUUCAUUGAGGAUGUAUGGGUCUUGUCUGACUAGAUUUGCUUUUAAGACCAGUGAUGUAAAUAUUGAUAUAAAAUUUCCCUCCAAGAUGAGUCAUCCAGAUGUUUUGAUACAAGUGCUUGACAUUUUAAAAAAUAGUGCUUCUUACUCUGAUGUGGAAUCAGAUUUCCAUGCCAAAGUUCCUGUUGUUUUUUGUAAAGAUGUUAAAAGUGGGUUAACUUGCAAAGUAAGUGCUGGAAAUGAUGUGGCCUGCCUUACAACGGACCUGCUGGCUGCCCUUGGCAAACUAGAGCCAGUCCUUGUUCCUUUGGUGUUGGCUUUUCGCUACUGGGCUAGAUUGUGCCAUAUUGAUUGUCAGGCUGAAGGUGGGAUCCCCUCAUAUUCCUUUGCCUUAAUGGUGAUAUUUUUCCUUCAACAAAGAGAACCACGAAUAUUACCAUCAUAUUUAGGCAAUUGGAUUGAAAGCUUUGAUUCUAAGAAAGCUGAUGAUUACCAGCUAAAGAGCAUUGAAGAUGAAAAGUUUGUGAUGUGGGAAUACAAACCAUCAUGUAAUGGAGCAGGGAAGAAUGGAGCAGGUGUGGAAAGCAAAGCUAAAGGUGACCAGCAAAAAGGUGGUCACAAGAAAGCAGUAACUGUGGAAACAGACACCCAGAGUCAUCCAAAGGAGAAAAAUGGCAUGUCUCCAUUAGCAUUGGAAACACCACAGCAGAUAUCUCUUGGGGAAUUGUGGUUAGAAUUGUUGAAGUUUUAUACACUGGAAUUCGCUUUGGAAGAAUAUGUUAUCAGCAUACGGGUACAAGAACUUUUAACCAGAGAGAACAAAAAUUGGCCUAAAAGGCGAAUAGCCAUUGAAGAUCCUUUUGCACUAAAAAGAAAUGUUGCACGGAGCUUAAACAGCCAGAUGGUGUUUGAGUACAUCCUAGAGAGGUUCAGGACAGCAUAUAAGUAUUUUGCAUGUCCCCAGAAUAAAGAUGGAAUGAAGUCCAAAUUUGAUACCAAGAAAAAAGAAAAGGGAAAAGUUGGUAGCAAAAAAACUGGAGAGCUUGUAACCAAUUGUUGCCUUCCACAGCAGGCUAACAUUUCAGAGAAACAGAAUACAGACAGUGAGUGUGUUAUACAAGCAUGUGAGUUUAAUGAAUGUAGUGAAAUGGAGCCUAUGUCCAGAAGAUGUACUUCCAAGAACUUAGAAAGUUUACUGGUAAAGAAACCAGAGAUUUUAAGUACAAACUCUGAAGACCAAGAAGAAAUAGUAUCCCUUACAACUAAAGAAUGCUGUGAAUUAGAACAAUUACUCCAAGCUAAAGAUGAUCAAGAGCUUUCAGUGGAAGAGGAACGAAGCCCCAAUUUCAUUUUUCGUGAACAUCGGUCCCACAGCACAAAUUCUGUUGAUAAAUUAUCUGAUGCUAAAAGUCGUCAGAGUUCAGAAAAGGAGCAUUCACAGAACAGUAUGUGCUCAGGCACCAGCGCAUCAACUACCUCGCCCAACUGCCAAGCAGUAGGAGACAUUCAAAAGACUAAAGAUGAAGUCACCACAGAAGAUAUUCAUUAUGUAUUUGAUAAAUUUAUUCUGACUUCUGGAAAGCCUCCAACUAUAGUAUGCAGUAUCUGCAAAAGGGAUGGCCAUUCUAAAAAUGACUGCCCAGAGGAUUUUAAGAAAAUUGAUCUGAAACCACUACCACCAAUGACAAGUAGAUUUAGAGAAAUACUUGAUCUAGUUUGUAAAAGAUGCUUUGAUGAAUUGUCACCUCCUUUCGCAGAGCAACAAAAUAGAGAGCAGAUACUGGCAAGUUUAGAAAGAUUUAUUCGAAAAGAGUACAAUGACAAAGCCAGGUUAUGCCUAUUCGGCUCUUCAAAGAAUGGAUUUGGAUUCCGUGACAGUGACCUGGACAUUUGCAUGACACUUGAAGGCCAUGAAAAUGCAGAGAAAUUAAAUUGCAAGGAAAUUAUUGAAAAUUUGGCAAAGGUUCUUAAGAAGCACCCAGGUUUAAGAAAUAUUCUGCCUAUAACCACAGCCAAAGUGCCUAUAGUAAAAUUUGAGUACAGACGAAGUGGCUUAGAGGGAGACAUCAGCUUAUACAACACACUGGCGCAGCACAACACCAGAAUGCUUGCAACCUAUGCAGCAAUUGAUCCAAGAGUACAAUACUUGGGAUACACAAUGAAAGUUUUUGCAAAGCGCUGUGACAUUGGAGAUGCAUCUAGAGGGAGUCUGUCUUCAUAUGCCUAUAUCCUUAUGGUGUUAUACUUCCUACAGCAGAGGAAUCCACCAGUUAUCCCAGUUCUUCAAGAGAUAUUUGAUGGACAACAUAUCCCCCAGAGAAUGGUUGAUGGGUGGAAUGCUUUCUUCUUUGAUGAUACUGAAGAACUGAAAAAACGUUUACCUUCUCUUGGGAAAAACACAGAGUCACUGGGAGAACUGUGGUUAGGGUUACUUCGAUUUUACACUGAAGAGUUUGACUUCAAGGAAUAUGUCAUUAGCAUUCGACAGAAAAAGCUGUUAACCACCUUUGAAAAACAGUGGACAUCCAAAUGCAUUGCUAUUGAAGAUCCUUUUGACCUGAACCAUAACUUGGGUGCAGGAGUUUCCAGAAAAAUGACCAAUUUCAUAAUGAAAGCAUUAAUCAAUGGAAGAAAACUAUUUGGUACCCCCUUCUAUCCACCACAGGGAAGAGAACCUGAAUACUUUUUCAACUCAAAGGUAUUAACUGAUGGAGAACUGGCACCCAAUGACAGAUGCUGCCGUGUCUGUGGCAAAAUUGGUCACUACAUGAAAGACUGCCCAAAACGGAGGAGGCUGAAGAAAAAGGAGAAUGAGAGAGAGGAUGAAAAGGAAGUAAAGGAAGAAGAUAAAGAGACGAGAGAAAAGAGGUGCUUUAUCUGUGGGGAUGUUGGACAUGUUAGAAGGGAUUGUCCCGAUUCCAAACAAACAAGACAAAGAAGCAAUGGUGUUCCAGCUGCUCAGUUAGUCAGAAGUCUUGUAAACUCACAGCAAAUAACUGGAUCCAUUCAGCAGCAAGUGGAAAGACCCUUGCGCACCAGACAACCAUCAGAAGGUUCUGAUUCACGUCAGUCAUCUUACUCUCCACAGCCUCAGCAGUUUACCCAGAAUUCCUCUCCACCAACCUCCAUUAACCAGACCCAGCCACAACCUAUCUCCCAAACCAAGCAUGCUCUGCCACCCCAGCAAGGGGCACAGCCACCCCACCAGGUCCAGCUGCCUUUGUUUAAUUUUCCCCAAUCUUCCCCAGGUCAGUAUUCUACCUUGCAUAACCUGGGACUAUUUCAGAUGCAUCAUCAGCAACAGCAUCACCAAAUUCAACUUCCUAACACCUCGUGGCCUAUUAUUCACUCUGCACCUGGUAAUCCUACUCACUCUACAAGUGUUCCAUUUUCUGUGAGGGCUGGCAGCAGCAAUCCACCCAAUAAUCCGAGCAACGUAAAUUUGAAUGAUCCCAGUAUCAUCUUUGCACAGCCUGCUGCCAGGCCUGUAAGAAUCCCCAGCAAUUCUCAUGAGGGACACUGGCACAACCCUGUGACUCUAAACUCACUGGUGAACAAUGGCACUGUGGGGAAUUCAGAUCAGGGCUUCCAAGGACAGUUUGGUAAAAUGAACCCUUCUCCUCCUGCUGUUCCUUGGGACCAUGGAGCCCCUGGCCAUUUUCCUCACCUUCGAGGGACGUGGCCUUACAAUUUGUCUCCGAACUACAUGCAACAGGGAAAUGCCAGCUAUCCACUGAACAAAACUUUCUACCCUCAAGCUGGCUUACUGAUGCAGAACAACCAGCGCUUUUCUCUUCUGUCUCAAGGACACCCACACUUGAACAUGAAUUUUAUUCAACAGAAAAAAUGAAGUUUAAUUAAGAGGAUGGGAAGAAAUCAGGUUCUGGAUUAAAAUCUUAUUGCAACAUGUUUAGAUAAGAGAUUAUUUAAAACUUUUUAACUGUAUCAUUUGUACAUAGAUAUAAAAUAUAGUUUUUACCAGUAUCACAAGUGUGAUACAAAUGUCAUCUAUUUUAUUACCCUAUUUUUAAGGGAAACUGUUUUAUUUUAUCUUGAUAAAAUGUAAAGAGAGUUUUUAAAAUUAAGUUGUUUAUUUUCUAUUAGCUUUAUUCAUACUUUGGUUCAGACUUUAUAUCGAUUGUUCUAAAAAGAAAUUAGAAGGGAUUUCUUGUGUUAAAGAUUGUCACUUCUUUACAGAACAAUGUAGUGCCAAAAAAUUUUAAAAGGAAAAAAAUAAAAUUGCAAAAUUAGAAAUCACAACCAGAAUUUUCUUCUGUGUAUAGUUUGGGUGCAUUUGGCUAUAAUUAAUUUUUUUAAGAUUAAAGACUAGGUGAAAUAUCAUUUCAGAACCUACUUAAGUUAUUAUCAGAAUACACAAGUUUUCAGAAUUUGCAGAAGUCUUUGCAAGUUGUUUGAUCAGAUUUCAGAGGUGAAUGUAGAAAGUAAGGCUGUGGGCUUCUGAAGGCCAGCCCAUUUUCCUUCUCGAAAUUCCUCAAGUUACUGCUUAUCCUUACAUUGAUGAAUAAAUGCAUAUGUUUAUGCUUCGCUUUGACAAAUUAAAGACAGUAUGCCAGAAAUCACCAACUUUUUCUUUAAUGAGAGUUAUUUCUGAAUAAUUAAAAAUUUCCCAGGCACUCCUCCCUCCAACGUGUUAUCAAAUUUUGUUCUAUCCUAGAAAUUAACACGAAGAACAUCAAAAAUAAAGCUGUUAGAAUCCAGCUACAGCACAUUUUUACAAGCUUUUCCUGGGUUUUCUAGGGGUACACUUGUUAUCCUAUAACCAGGUAUCUCGCAAACUGGUAGGCAGUCUGGAUAAGAGCAGCUUCCCCUCAUUCCUGAACUUCUGUCAAUGAGACUAACCAAAUGUUAUAGAGAACAUUAUAAAGCAAUAUAAUCCAACAUGUGCCUGCAAACUGGGGUUGCAAUAUAAUUCAGUGUGACUGGGUAUGAUUAAAUUUGCAUAGGUUCCAUUUGAUAACCUACUAUUAAUGUCGAGCUGUUAAAAACUCCAAAAAAAGCUUACCUUCAGUUUGUAUCAAAACUUCCUACUUCAAAUAAUUUAGGUCUAUGCUAUCUAUGAGUAUGUGUGUGAAACAUUUGGGUUGAAUUACAAGUUUGUAUAAAGUUGUUCUUUUAAAAACUGUCUACUCUGAAUGUCGUGUCACACAUUCCUGCCUUCUAGAAGUGUGCAGAAAAUAACACCAGAAGCUUUGUCAAUUUAUAUUACCAAUCUCUGUGUCAGAGGAGUGCAGUAGAGAUUUUUUUUAAUUUGCAAGCUUUCCCUAAAUUGAAACUCUACAUUUCAGUCUUCUGAAAACUGCACAAGUUCAUUAUCUCUGGGGGAAGAUGCCUGACAUAAAAUCAUAUGUGAGACAUAUGUAGAAUGGAGCAUUAAUAACAUAACGGUUUUCAGACAGAAAUUAGAAUAAUUUGGUUUCUCACAAAUCAUUCCCUGUAGUCUUAUUAGUAUUUUGAUGGUUUGUUGGACUUUGUAAAAAUGAGCAGUUGCAUAACAAUCAGACUAAACAUUGUAAAAACACCAAAUAAACAGUCCUUUAUUAAUAGGUCUUGUAAUGAAUUUAAACA
Molecule: messenger RNA, 7109 nt
Organism: Sphaerodactylus townsendi
Lineage: Eukaryota; Metazoa; Chordata; Lepidosauria; Squamata; Sphaerodactylidae
Gene: TUT4
Product: terminal uridylyl transferase 4
Exons: 30
Coding region: 502-5373 (1623 amino acids)
Molecular function (GO): zinc ion binding; nucleic acid binding; RNA uridylyltransferase activity
Source: RefSeq, a predicted model, not a curated record